Messenger RNA from Culex pipiens pallens (northern house mosquito), 1414 nucleotides. Its product is annotated as odorant receptor 67d-like. Gene Ontology annotation, molecular function: olfactory receptor activity; odorant binding. The record is from RefSeq and is a predicted model, not a curated record. Gene Ontology annotation, biological process: detection of chemical stimulus involved in sensory perception of smell; sensory perception of smell. NCBI's taxonomy places the organism in Eukaryota, Metazoa, Arthropoda, Insecta, Diptera, Culicidae. The transcript is spliced from 3 exons. Gene Ontology annotation, cellular component: plasma membrane. The coding region runs from base 35 to 1216 and encodes 393 amino acids.
GUCUCCCCCGAACCUCCAAACCAUUCGAAUCAUAAUGGAAUCCCCAGGUGUAAAACCUCCCAAAGCUAGUACAUCGCUGCAAGAGUUCCGCAAUUCGUUCGAAACGGUUCGCAAAGUUACGUACAUGGUAGGUAUCGAUCCGUUCACCAUGGAAUCGGACCUAAAUGUUCGCUUCUUUGGAUCCACGAUGUUCAUGGCGUUGAUCUACGUACUUUGCUUCUACACUGGCUGGGAACUGCGAGAUGCGGAAGGGUACCGAAUCUUGGAAAUGGCAAUGAUUCUCGUUCUAAACGCGCAAGGUACCAACAAGAUGUGGAUUGGAUUUGUGCACAAACCUCGGUAUUGCCAACUGUUUCAGAGUUCGGAACAGAUCUACGAAAGUUUCGAUGGCGAUGCAAGAAAUCGUCCCAUUUUGAGAAAUCUCGUUGCCAAGAUGAAUCUUCUCCUAAAGUGGAUCGUGAUCGUUUACGCUAGUUCGGGAGUGCUAAUCAUGGUUCUGGUCGCACUCUACGCAAUCGUAGCGAGAGAAAAGUUUCUCGCUUUAACAGUCAUGGUUCCAUUUGUGGACCAUACGUCGUUAACGGGGUACUUGAUCGUUUACUUAACCCACAUGGCAAUGGCUGCUUUCUGCGCGAAUGGAUAUCUGGCCUCGGAUACCGCAUUCAUAGUUACCGUCGUUCCGAUCAUUGCCUAUGCCAACUCGCUCCAGAAUGAGAUUCGGAAUUUCAACCUGCUGCUCCAGGCGCCGGAAAGAGAUGAGGCUCUCAUCGCGGAAAAGCUUCUGCGAAUCUGCCAACUGCACCAGAUGAUAGACGAGUUCGAGCAGGAAGCCAUCGCACACUUCAAAGGUGGCUGUCUGGUGCAGGUCGCACUACAAGCCGGCACCUUGCUUCUGACAAUCUUCUUAGCCUACAUUUGUGGCUAUGUUCAAGCGUUGAGUAUUUUCAUGGCAUUGAUCUUUCAACUGACUCAAUAUUGCGCACUGGGAACGAUCGUUACUGCAAAGAACGAUCAAAUGAUUCACGACAUUUACGAAAUCGGAUGGCACAGGCUGGACAAACCGCAACAGCAAAUGGUAGCUUUCAUGUUGCAUCGAGCUCAAAACGCCAAGGAAUUGUCCGUGGGAGGGGUGGCACCACUGAACUUGGUCACCUAUGUGCAGAUUAUGAAAACAACGUACUCAUUUUUGGCAAUGUUGAUAACACUUUUUGGUUAAAGUUUGGAUCCAACAAUAAACAUUAUGAUAUAGUAGAAAACAUUAUAGCGAUGGAAGAUCAUACAUCAAAAGCUUUACCUUGACACCAGCAGCGAUAGAAAUUGAAGAGAUGAGCCGAGAUUAUCGGACAGCAAUACGAUUUCACCACUACAUUUGAAGGGAAAACGUCACAAGUCAAAAAAGGCCUAUCACUUUACG